Messenger RNA from Cataglyphis hispanica, 637 nucleotides. It is a transcript of the gene Cisd2, whose product is annotated as CDGSH iron-sulfur domain-containing protein 2 homolog. The coding region runs from base 47 to 445 and encodes 132 amino acids. The record is from RefSeq and is a predicted model, not a curated record. Gene Ontology annotation, biological process: regulation of autophagy. Gene Ontology annotation, molecular function: 2 iron, 2 sulfur cluster binding. The transcript has 4 exons. Gene Ontology annotation, cellular component: intracellular membrane-bounded organelle; mitochondrial outer membrane. NCBI's taxonomy places the organism in Eukaryota, Metazoa, Arthropoda, Insecta, Hymenoptera, Formicidae.
UGCUGCCGAUUGGUGCCAUCUGUCAUCGUCAGUCAGCCGAGCAAACAUGGAGUCCGUUUCACAUCUCAUCAAGGUGUCUGUGCCAAACUAUUUAGCUGGCCUACCGAUCCCGGAUUCGAUAGGCGGAUGGUUUCGUUUAGGAUUACGAGACUGGUUAGUCCUCCUGCCACCCACUGCCUUUCUUACGGGAUUGGGAUAUAUGUCCUACAGAGCAUUUUGCCCUCAUGGUAGACCUGCGCCAUGUGGACGUGUUAAUGUCAAAAUAAAGAAGGAUGUUGCUAAAGUAGUGGAUUCUGUUGAUAUCGAAGAUAUUUCUGAAAAAGCUGUGUUUUGUCGUUGCUGGAAAUCUGAUAAUUGGCCAUACUGUGAUGGUACCCAUGGGCGUCACAAUAACGAGUAUAACGACAACGUGGGUCCGCUUAUUAUCACAAACAAAAAGAAUUAAUUACCGUUACAUAGAUUGUUUAUGUAAAAUACUUACUCGCUAUAUUGUAGAUAAAUAAGAGGUUAGAUAAAUAAAUUUAUCGCCCCUUUGUAGAUAAAUUUUAUGAAAGAAAUACUCUUUGUAUUUAUCAAUUUGUUUUUUAAAAUAUCUGGAUAUUAAAUGAAGGUUUAUAAAUAAAUUAUUUCUGAAAUA